Xyrauchen texanus (razorback sucker) is the source of this 1510-nucleotide messenger RNA. RefSeq names its product zinc finger protein 880-like. The transcript has 4 exons. Bases 137 to 940 code for a protein of 267 amino acids. Lineage: Eukaryota; Metazoa; Chordata; Actinopteri; Cypriniformes; Catostomidae. The record is from RefSeq and is a predicted model, not a curated record.
AAAGACAAGAGUGCUCAGUUCGGUACGUGUUCAAUGUGUUUUACAUCAUGAGAGAUCAAUGAAGGUGCUUAUAUGCUGUACAUCAUGAGAGCAGGUGGAUGUGAUCUGCUGUAAAUCAGUAGGAACUGAUCUGUCCAUGCUGGAUAUUGAUGAUUUCAUCACAGAAAUCUCUCAGCUGAAGAAAGAGGUGACGUCACUGAAGACAAAACUGAUGGAGAGAGACGACAGGUUACAGGAGCUGGAAAAGGUUUCCUGUCAAUCUUCAGUGUGUGUGACUGAUGGGACCUCCACAGAAUGUCAGGAUUCAGUGUGGAGCGGCAGAGAUCAGUCCACACCACAGCGACUGCUGGACAAACUCUCUGAACAGAGAUCCAGAGACACACAGGACUCACAGCUCACUUUACUCUGUUCUACUGACGGUAAUCAGGGUGAUCAAAUCUCCACAGAGUGUCAGACUUCUGUCUGUAAUGCUGGAGAACAACAGAUGCUGCAGAUACCAGUGAAGAAUGAAGUGAAGCUGGAGGAGAUAAAAGAAGAAAUCACAGCAGAGGAACAACAGAGAGAAGAAGAUGAUUUUAUUUCUUCAGAGCUGAUGGAAUUAGAAGGAAAAAGUCAAGAACAGAAUGAAGUGGAGGAGAAACUUCAGUGCCGGAAACAUCAUGAUCUAAUAAAUGUUAAGGAAUCUUUCAGUUGUUCAAAGACUAAAAAUAAUUUCUCACUGAAAAAGCCUCAAAGAAAAACACCCAAAAAUGUUUUUACCUGCUCUCAAUGUGGAAAGAGUUUCAGAUAUAAAACCUGUCUUAAUAUACACAUGAGAAUUCACACAGGAGAGAGACCUUACCCAUCCCAUCAGUGUGGAAAGUGUUUCACAGAUGCAUCCUAUCUACAUAAACAUCUCCACAUUCACUUUGGAGGAAGAGCAUUUCAAUGUGAAAAGUAAAAAAACAUCUGAAAACGCACAUAAAUGAGAAGCCUUACAAGUGUUCUUUUUGUGGAAAGAGCUUUGCAGGCCGGUUCUAUUUGAAAGAGCACCAGAAAGUUCAUACCAGCAUGAGUGCUCAUAUGGGCUUUGAAUGUAGUAAGACCUUUAUUACAGCCGGCAGAUUGAAACAGCACCAAAUAAUUCAUAGUGGAGCAAAACCUUACAAGUGCUCACACUGUGAAAAGAGUUUCACUCGGUCAGUAUGCCUUAAAGAACAUGAGAUAAUCCAUGUAAUCCAUACGUUAGACGCAUCUAAUUAUUGUGAUGACUCCACCACCAGAUGGCAACACCUUUAAACAUUAGACUAGAUGCAUGCAUUGGCUGUAUUAGACAUUCGAAGUUACAGAGACACUUACAAUGGAAGUGAAUGGGGCCAAUUUUUAGAGUGUUUAAAUGCAGAUAUGUGAAGUUUAUAUUUUUAUAAAAAGCACUUGCAUUUAUUCUUCUGUAUUAUUUCAGCUAUAAAGUUGUUUAACCCUUGUGUUGUGUUCAUUUUGCUUACACCAUUUGUGUUCUCUGUCAAAAAUG